Menidia menidia (Atlantic silverside) is the source of this 1032-nucleotide messenger RNA. Lineage: Eukaryota; Metazoa; Chordata; Actinopteri; Atheriniformes; Atherinopsidae. The record is from the annotation of a GenBank genome assembly.
AUGCCGUGGCCGGGGAACGACUCCUUCGGCCGGGCUGCCCCCUCAGACACCGACCGGUCUUCGGCGGGGGGAGGCGGGCCGGAGGCGGUGAUUGUGCCGGUGGUGUUCGGGCUGAUCUUCGUGGUCGGGGUGGUGGGUAACUCUCUGGUGAUGGUGGUGAUCGGGAGGGCGAAGCACCACGGCGGCGGCGGCGGCGCGCGCGCGCUCAGCCCCACCAACAUCUUCAUCCUGAACCUGAGCGUGGCGGACCUGCUCUUCCUGCUCUUCUGCGUGCCGUUCCACGCCACCAUCUACACGCUGCCCGAGUGGGUGUUCGGGGCCUUCCUCUGCAAGUUCGGACACUACUUCUCCUUCGUCACCAUGCUGGUCAGCAUCUUCACGCUCGUGGCCAUGUCCGUGGACCGCUACGUGGCCGUGGUGCGCUCCAGGAAGUCCGCGUGCGUGCGGAGCCGGCGGAACGCGCUGGGGGGGCUGUGCCUGAUCUGGAGCCUGUCCCUGCUCCUCUCGGUCCCGGUGGGGCAGCACCAGGUGCUCACGAGCUACCCCCCCGGCUCCAACAGCACCUUCUGCUGGCAGAGCUGGUCCGGAGCCUCCAAGCGGGCCUACAAGGUGUCGAUCCUGGUUCUGGGCUACCUGCUCCCGCUUCUGCUCAUCUGCUGCUGCUACGCCCGGGUCUUGUGCCACCUCCAGAAGAAGAUGAAGACCAUGUCCAAGAAGUCAGAGCGCUCCAAAAGAAAGGUGUGCUGUAGACCAGGGGAGGUGGACGAGGAGAGGUCCAGGUGGGAGGUGGACCAGGAGAGGUCCAGCUGUGUGGACAAGGGGGGGUCCAGCUGUGGACCAGGAGAGAUCCAGGGGAGGUGGUCCAGGAGAGGUCCAGCUGUAUGGACCAGGGGAGGUGGACCAGGAGAGGUCCAGCUGUGUGGACUAGGGGAAGUGGACCAGGAAAGGUCCAUUUAUGUGUAUCAGGAGAAGUCCAGCUGUGGACCAGGAGAGGUCCUACCACCUGGUCUGGCCCAGAUGCCAGAGGCCUGA